AUGGUUGUUUUAAGUAAAGCUAAGUUAACUGAAGUAGCUAAUAGUACUUUAUGGAAUCCACAAUUUGAAAGAGAUAAUUGUGGUGUUGGAUUUGUUGCUUCAAUUAAGCAUGAAUCUAAUCAUAAUAUUUUAAAAGAAGGUAGAACAAUGCUUGAAAGAAUGGCUCAUCGUGGAGCAUGUGGUUCUGAUAAUGAUUCAGGUGAUGGUGCCGGUGUCAUGGCUGCAAUACCUGACAAAUUGUAUCGCAAAUCAGUUAAAGAAACUGACAAUAUUGAUCUUCCACCAUUUGGUCAAUAUGCAACUGGACUUUUAUUUUUGGAUAAGGAAACAUAUAAACAAGCAAAAGAAUCAUUUGUUGAUCUUGCUCGUGGUUCUAAUAUUAAUGUUAUUUGUUGGAGAAAAUUAAAAACAAAUUCAAAUGCUAUUGGAUCAGAAGCUUGUAAAACUGAACCAUGUAUAAGACAAGUUUUUGUAACAGCUGAUUUUGCAGAAAAUAAAGAAAAAUUUAAUACAGCAUUGUAUGUUCUUCAAAAACAAUGUAUUAAUAAUAUGGCUAAACAACAAAUUGAUUUUUACCUUUGUACACUUUCUACAUCAAUAAUUGUUUACAAAGGACAAUUUUCACCAUAUCAAUUGUAUGAAUAUUAUAGUGAUUUAACAAAUCCUGACUUUGAAACUCAUUUUUCACUUGUUCAUAGUAGAUUUUCAACAAAUACCAUUCCAACAUGGAGUAGAGCACAACCUAAUAGAAUGAUAGCACAUAAUGGUGAAAUUAACACUUUACGUGGAAAUAAAAAUUUCAUGCAUGCUAGAGAAGGUGUAAUGUCAAGUGAAAAACUUGGUAAAGAUCUUUAUAAAUGUUAUCCUGUAAUUGAACCUGAAAUGACUGAUUCUGGAUGCUUUGAUAAUGUUUUAGAAUUUUUAGUCAGAGCUGGUGAUAAAAGUAUUGAUGAGGCAGCAAUUAUGAUGAUACCAGAAGCUUAUGAAAAAAAUGAAGAGAUAUCUAAAGAAUUGAAAGCAUUUUAUAGAUAUACUGAUAUGUUAAUGGAACCAUGGGAUGGUCCAGCUCUUGUGGCAUUUUGUGAUGGUCGUUAUAUUGGAGCUAUUCUUGAUCGUAAUGGAUUAAGACCAGCAAGAUAUUAUCUUACAAAUGAUGAUUAUAUCUAUCUUUCAAGUGAAGUUGGUGUUAAUGAUAUUGAAAUUGAAAGAAUUAUUAAAAAAUGCGGGAUUUCUGUUUAUUUUAAUAUCAUUUCUUGUUUGUUAACAAUAACACUAAUAGAUGUAUAG
Messenger RNA from Strongyloides ratti, 1287 nucleotides. Its product is annotated as Class II glutamine amidotransferase domain and Glutamine amidotransferase type 2 domain-containing protein. The record is from RefSeq and is a predicted model, not a curated record. Gene Ontology annotation, molecular function: glutamate synthase (NADH) activity. Lineage: Eukaryota; Metazoa; Nematoda; Chromadorea; Rhabditida; Strongyloididae. Gene Ontology annotation, biological process: ammonia assimilation cycle. The transcript has 3 exons. The coding region runs from base 1 to 1287 and encodes 428 amino acids.